Vidua chalybeata is the source of this 5314-nucleotide messenger RNA. It is a transcript of the gene AMMECR1, whose product is annotated as AMMECR nuclear protein 1. The transcript has 7 exons. Gene Ontology annotation, cellular component: nucleus. Bases 625 to 1635 code for a protein of 336 amino acids. The record is from RefSeq and is a predicted model, not a curated record. NCBI's taxonomy places the organism in Eukaryota, Metazoa, Chordata, Aves, Passeriformes, Viduidae.
AAAGAUAUAUAUUUUAUAUAUAUAUACACAUUUAAAGCCCGUGGCUUUUAGCCAUCACGAUUGCAUGCUUAGUAGCUGCAUCCAAGCACUCUCUCUAGGCUCCCAGCCUGGCGGCUCCAGCACAGCCCUCCCCUCCUUUCCCCCAGAGAAAGGCAUUUCAGGUCACUUGAAUUAUUUAGCGGGGUGUUUUUAACCAUCUCAAGGGCUUUGCUCCUGCCGCGCGGUGCCUGCAGAGCUCGCGUUUGUGGGUUUAUUUUAUUAUUUCUUUUUUUUUAGCACGCGAGGUGGAGUUGCUCCACUUCCCUGGCAGAAGGAGGAGAUAAAGCGCGGGGGGAAGGCGAGAGGGGCGGCUUAGCGUCUGGAGGGGAGGGGAAAGGCCGCCACACCUGCGGGCCGCGCUGCCCCCUCACGCCCGGCCCUGGCCGCCGGGACCGCUCACAGGGUCGCUCUAACGCAGCUCUUUCUGUCUCUUCUUUCCCUCCCGCCCCUGCCGAUCCUCCUUUCCCUGUCGCUCCUCAUUCAUCCUCCCCUCUCCCGCCCCCUCCCCGUGCAGGCGAAGCGGGCGCGGCAGGAGGCGGAGCGGGCCGCCGCACGUCCCCCGGCCGGCCGGCCGGCCCCCCCGCCAUGGGUCGGAAGCGCUGCGUGGGGGGAGACGGCUCCAAGAUGGCGGCGGGUUGCUGCGGGGUGAAGAAGCAGAAACUCUCCAGCUCCCCUCCCUCGGGCUCGGCCGGCCCGGGUGGCGGCGGCGGCGGCUCCCACUGCGGCGGGGCGGCGGCGGCGGGGGGCGAGCCGGGGGCGCUGCCCCCGCCGGGCGGCCCCCGCCUGAACGGCAUCGGGGGGCUGGCGGGGGGCGCCGCCGGCUGCGCCCUGUCCCCGCCGCUGCCGCCCAGCUGCGGCGGGGGCCCCGUCGGCCUCUCCCCGCCGGCCUCCUCGCUGCUCGCCUCCCCCGGCUCCGGCGGGCCCGGCUGCAGGAAGAUGGUGGUGUCGGCCGAGAUGUGCUGCUUCUGCUUCGAUGUGCUUUACUGUCACCUGUACGGAUACCAGCCCCCGCGGAGCCCCCGCUUCACCAACGACCCAUACCCACUGUUUGUAACGUGGAAGAUCGGUCGAGAUAAACGAUUACGUGGAUGCAUAGGUACUUUUUCUGCCAUGAACCUGCAUUCAGGACUCAGGGAGUACACACUUACUAGUGCCCUUAAAGAUAGUCGUUUCCCCCCAAUGACGAGGGAUGAGCUGCCACGGCUUUUCUGCUCAGUGUCUCUACUCACUAACUUUGAAGAUGUGUGUGACUACAUGGAUUGGGAGGUGGGUGUCCAUGGCAUUAGGAUAGAGUUCAUCAACGAGAAAGGAUCAAAGCGCACGGCCACCUACUUACCGGAGGUUGCGAAGGAGCAAGGAUGGGACCACAUUCAAACCAUAGAUUCCUUGUUGAGGAAAGGAGGCUACAAAGCUCCGAUUACUAAUGAAUUCAGGAAAACAAUAAAGCUAACCAGGUACCGCAGUGAGAAGAUGACGAUGAGCUACACAGAGUACCUUGCCCAUCGUCAGCAUCAUCACUUCCAGAAUGUAAAGAUUCCAUGUAGCUCUGUACAGGAUCUCCAGAUCCAGCACAAACAGCUGGAGCACCAAGGCUGACAUACAAAAUGCUUUUUUCGGAUGAAGAGAAGCAACUCAUGUACAUCGAGAGGUGAUGUUAACAAGGCAGCAUUUUCAGAAUCAAGUGGCCUAAAUGAUUUGGGCACAAUCCAAUCCAGGACCCUUUUGUGUCCCAUCCUGUGCUGGGAAUUACAGGCAGCCCAGGCCUGUCAGGAGGAGUCACGAGAAUGCAUUUGUAAUGAGAUGAUGCCUUUCUGAUGACUCAAAUUAGGAGUGACAUUUGUAUCCUAAAAGCAGAUUGGUGAGUAGCAGAUGUCAUAUUAGGAAGAAAAUGGAUUUAGAUUUUAGUGCCUUUGACUAUAACAUAAUUAUAUACUUAUAUAUAAAAUUCAUAGAAAACAUAUACUCCAGACAUUUUAGCAAACCCUGUUGAGGCUGCUCUGGCAUCAAGGUUUUGGACACUUUUUUUCCUCUUUAAAGUGAGAUUUAUUUUUUUUAUUAGCAAACUUAUUUUGGAAAAGAGAAAUCCCUGUUUUGUUCUUCAUCUGGUCUUGGACUUACUGAGUUUUAUCAAGUCAUGAAUAGUUGGAUCAAGUUAACUUUUUUUUAAUAAAAGAAAAAAGACUGUUGUGAGAGAGCCAGGACAAGUAUGCCAUAAUGUUACAUGUUUUCAUCUAUUGCAGGAAUAGUGCUUGAGAGCUGUAAGUACUGUGUAAUAAUUCUGAUACCCCUCCACACGGUAGAAGAAAGAAAACCGAUUGGAACUUUUUCCUGCUGUAAAAAUAGAAUUUAGUAAAAGGUAUGUGUGGUCUGUUUGCAAGGCCAGUCGAUGGCAGGAGCUCACUGCUUCCUCCUGUGCCUGCAGAACUCCCACUGCUGCCUGUUGCAGCAUAGGCUGCCCGUUACAGAAAAGACCUUCCUAAUCUGAGUGAGUAAACCACAGUAAGCAGAAAUUCCAGUUACUUUGAAUAAUGAAUGUUUGUAAGUACACAGAUAUAUAAAAAUCAAAUAGAUAAAAUUCAGUUUUAAAAAAAAUUGGAUUAACUGUAAAAGUGUUUCAAUAGGGUUUCAAAGUCAGAUAAAUUAUGCUCAUCCCUUAUGUGAGGUUAGGUGUGCCACUUAAUUUCUAUGGAGGUUCUUGUAGAAGGUCUUUGGUAUUCCUUCAUCCACAGCAUUUAUGUCUAAAUAUUACCAUUUUCAGUUGCGAUGCCUUAAUUUUUAAGCAGAGGGCCUGAAAUUUCAGGAGCCAGGAGAUGCCAGCCAGAAGCUGCAAAAAUGAGUAGAUGUUUAUACAGAGGCUAUUUUGGAUGAUACUGUUGUCUUGUUUCUACUUGGGGAACACUUUUAGAUUAAUUAGUCUUCAAGUGGAAAUGUGAACAAGUGGCUACCUGAUAGAGUUGUGUUGGUUUUUUUUUUCUUGCCCUUAUAGGGAACCUGAGCACAAACUGAAUCAUUCUGCUGCGAAAAAAAGUCAUCCAACCCCAUCUUUAUCUGUCAUCUCGUUACAGCUCGCUCGUGCUUCUGCAUGAGCUCAUUGUUAGAAGUUUUUUAAAAAGAUCUAUUAUAUAUAAAAAUAUAUAUGUAUUGAAAGGUGCUAAUCAACCUCAAGAAGGUCACGUGACUGGUCAUGCGGAUCUAAAAUCAUAUCAGAUUUUUUAAGAAAUCUUCGAUAUAUGCAGAUGUUAUACAGAAUUUCUUACCAGUGUAAUAAUGAUAUACUGAUGAAUAAACAAUCCUGCAGGAUUUUAAGGACAAGGUCAGCAAUACUUCCCACCAUGGCUUGGGGGAGAAAAGGAUAGUUUUGUCUCCUUUUUGUAUACAGCAUAAUGCACAAUGCAUUUUUGUCUAUCUCUUAGUAGCUGUUGCUUAAAAAUAUAGUUCAAGGGUGUUAUACAAACUGUAAAGGUGUGCUUUUGAACCGAGCUCAUGCCAGACCCUUCUGGACCAGAGUUUUGUAUCACUAAUUUAAAAACUGUUACAGAGUCUGUGGUCAGUCAGAUUGUAUGAUUUUUUUUUUUUUUAAGAUUGGAAUAAUCAGUCUACCUACAGUGUUUCUAGGGCACCUACCUCCUCAGCACACUGUGCUGAACUGCUGCAGAUUAUUUCUCUGUAAUUGUGGGAUUCUUUGUACCAAACGUGCAGCUCACUGUGACAUGCACUGGCACAGAAUAGGUCUGUUUGCUUAAAGCUAAUCAGCAAUUGCUCUCACAAAUGUCAUUCCCUCGUAGUUACAUUUAGUAGCUUUUAGCUGUAUUGUUGGGGUUAGCUACAGAUUUGUUUUUCAUUUGGGGUACUUUAUAGAAAUUAAGGUACAACCAAGUAGCUUAUUUCACUGUUAAGUUGAAAUGCUGAUUUUUUUUUUUAUGAGCACUACUCAGUUUGCCUUAUUCCAUUGAAGAGAUUGUUGGUUGGGUUUGGUUUUUUUUUUUUUUUUCAUUCUCUUGCCUAAUGUUCCUAAAAACUCUGUUCUGUAAACUGAGUUAGACAACCAAACCAUAGACUUGACACGAAGCUGUUACUUGGUGAUGCUUCAAGUGUCCUUCCUGCUGCCAUCCCAGCAGAUGCUGCUCCGGCAGGGGUGGACGCUCCGGUCCUGACCUCAGCCCCGCUCUGGAACCAAGGUGGGCACAGCCCUGGCACACCUGGAGUUUGUAUAUGGACCUCUACUUGUCUUCAACUGUGCGGGUUUUUAAAACUGUUGUCUGGAGUAGGUUACAUCUCUUAUGUGUGUUAGAUCGAACCAAAGAAGCCUCCAGCCAUGCCCAAAUGCUGCUCCUAAAGCCUGCCUUCCAGUCCUUACAAAAUCCCUGCAGGAUUAAAUGUGUUAACUUUUUUAUUUUUGUACAGUUUCUAACUGAUUUUUGCUAGUGAUGUUAAUUGAAUUAAGUUUAUUUGGGGAGUCUGAGUAUCUCCUCCAUUUAAAUAAACUGGUGACUUUCAUUUUAUGUUAAAAAAAAAAAAAGUUUAAAAAAAAAAAAAAAAAAAAAAAGAGAAACCCAAAGUGUGCCUCUCAGAUUUAAGGGUUUCUGGUUACAUUUAUUCUUAAGACCAGCAAUGAUACUUUAUAUACAAAGAUAUGUUUUCCUCAUUUUUUAUUACUGUCAAAGAAAAAAAAAAUAAAAAAGAAAAACCUCUUUCUUUGCUCUGGACUCAGUAAUUGCGCUGGUACAUAAACGCACUGAGAAAACAAACUUUUGUUUGAAACUUUUGUAACAACUUAUGACUGUUUUUGUAUAUCAAAGUUGAUUCUUUUCAAGAUAUUUGGAUCUAGUUUCUAAGUUAUUUUAGGGUUUUAUAUGUUACAAAAAAAAACAAACUUACUUUAAAUUGUUCACCAGCAUCUUGAGUUAUCUUCAAUGCCAUGGUGACACACAGUGGGCUUAGAGCUACCUGGAGUAGCUUGUAAGGCCUCGGUCUUUUCCUUCCUUCCUUAGCAACUCAAUUGAUUACAGUAAUCACAGAUUACCUGAACCCCCUUCCUUUAUAACUAGAUCCUUCUUCCUUCCACAUUUAAUUGCUAUUAGUGUGAAGAAACUGUUGAAAUGGGCAUUUUAAUAUAAGUACGGCUUAAAAAGAGAAAAAUGAGGAAAAAGAAAAAAAAAUGCUAGAAGGUUAUCUGUGGGUCUGUGAGAUAUGGCUGUGGAAAGAUAUUGUAGUAGUUUUAACACUAUUGUUAUUACCUUUUAAAUCAUUUACCCAAUAAAAUAAGGAAAAAUAA